Chelmon rostratus (copperband butterflyfish) is the source of this 4100-nucleotide messenger RNA. RefSeq names its product DENN domain containing 11 (gene dennd11). NCBI's taxonomy places the organism in Eukaryota, Metazoa, Chordata, Actinopteri, Chaetodontiformes, Chaetodontidae. The transcript has 9 exons. The coding region runs from base 182 to 1690 and encodes 502 amino acids. The record is from RefSeq and is a predicted model, not a curated record. Gene Ontology annotation, cellular component: cytoplasm.
GAGGGAGAGUAGCCCGUCAGUGGAUGUGACACGCUUACAAAUACACAGAAAACAAGCCAGCAAGCAGCAGGAAACCAUGAUCGGGCUCCAGCAGCGUGUUUAGUGUGCUCGAUUCAACCAGACAGCGGACUCUUGUGAUAUUCUUCAGCCUUCCCGAGUCGUCCGAGGCAGCCGCAGCAACAUGGUGAAGCAGUCGGACCGAGCCCCGCUGCUGGACUGGGAGGAGAUCCCACCGCCCGAUCCGAACCAGGCGGCCCCGCCGCCGCCUUCGCCUCCGCGGGAGGAAGACGCACCCCCGGAGAAAAGUUCGCAGCCCGCCGGGCGACGCACACCAACAGCGGCUGGUACUGGGUGGAGCAGCAGCACCGCCAUCACCCGCAGUCCGAAAGAGAGUGUAACAGCUGUUGUUGUUAGCGAGGACGGAAGCCCGAGCUGCCCGCGGACGGUGCUGUCUGGCCACGGCUGGGAUCGCCCGCAGCCUCUCGGUACAGAUCGUGCCGUUCCCUUCCCCGGCCUCUCGGUGAGGGAUCAGUGGGAGGAAAAAGACCAGAUCGUGGCUGUGUUUGUGGUUACCUUUGAUACAAGAUCAGGGAAUAUGGUAGAGUGGUGCCUGCCUCACGACAUCAACCUAGACGGAGUUGAAUUCAAGUCAAUGGCAAGCGGUUCUCACCGGAUCACAAGCGACUUCAUAUAUUUCCGUAAAGGCUCUUACUUUGGGCUGGCCUGUUUUGCUAACAUGCCUGUGGAGAGCGAGCUGGAGCGAGGAGCGAGGAUGAAGUCUGUGGGAAUUCUGUCUCCCUCCUACACCCUGCUUUAUCGCUACAUGCACUUCCUGGAGAACCAAGUGAGACACCAGCUGCAGUGUCCAGGCCAGUAUUCUCCACUGGAGGCCUUCUAUGAGGAUAAGAAGGCUGUCCUUCCCCCUGCAGGAAAUGGUCUGGUCACCGCUUGCCCAACCUGGAGUGUCACCACCAUCAACCGCUGCAUGCAUCCAGAGAUGAAGAUCACCCACCCAGCUGGCUGCAUGUCCCAGUUCAUCCAGUUUUUCGGGGAGCAGAUAAUGGUGCUGUGGAAGUUUGCGUUGCUUAGGAAACGCCUCCUCAUCUUCUCCCCUCCACCUGUGGGUGUGGUCUGCUACAGGGUGUAUUGCUGUUGUUGCCUGGCCAAUGUCUCUCUUCCUGGAAUCGGUGCCUCUGCGCCUGAGUUACGGCCUUUCUUCUACAUCAACGUAGCUGACAUCACUGCCCUGGAAACGGAGAUGUCAUAUGUGGCCUGCACCACAGAGAAGAUUUUCGAGGAGAAGAAAGAGCUGUACGACGUCUACAUAGAUAACCAGAACGUGAAAACGCACAGAAGCCAUUUGCAGCCGCUGCUGCGACUAAAUGCAGCAGAUAAGGAGAAGUACAGGAAACUGAGCGAACAGAGGCAAAUGUUGCUGUACUCUCAGGAGGUGGAUGGAGACUGCACAUCAAACGAAGAGGAUCUUUUCAUUCUGUUCUUUAUGGAGCUGAAUAACUGCAUCUUCCAGACCCUGUCUGAGGUAGCAGGGAGCGGUGAUCCCACCCUCACUGCUGAGCACGUGAGGGCCAUGGGGCUGGAUCCCCAGGGUGAUCGCGCCUUCCUGGUCGACCUGCUGGAGGUGUACGGUAUUGACGUCACGCUGGUCAUAGACAACCUCUGCUGUCCCUGAGGGCCCCUCAGCCUGGAAAACCAGAGCACCACUGGAUAUUCGUGCCUUCAAGGCCCACAUACACCAAGACACUGAAGACACUGCCUCCACCCUGGGACUUCAUCUGUUGCCUGCAGUCCCCUUGUGGGUGUCUGUUUUCCCACCGUGUGUGUCUCAUCUGACCUGUGGAGACUGUUUCUAGCCAGUGUGGAUGAUGAGGACACUUUGUGCACUGGUCCAUGGUGGCUGAUAAACACCUGCCUAGCAGACAGUGAUGCUGGGCAGCAGUGAGCUCUUAUAGCCAUUCACACCAAUAUUUGUUUGUGUGUUCUUGUGUUGAUUCCGGCUUAUGUGGCCAUGACUGAAGCACUGGAUAAAAACUGGAAGUCUUGAUCAGGUGUGGUCAUCACAGCAGGAUGAUUGGUGGUUCCCCUCCAUACCCAUUACAGUGAAGAAGUCCCUGAAACAUUCACACUCCUGCAGCUUUGGUGUCCACUUUGUCUGAAGAAAAAGAUUCAUAUUAUGUGGGUGAGGUUUUUUUUUACUGCUGGAGAUGAAUCUGUGUGCUUCAAAUACAUUUUUUAGGAGAUUCUAGCCGUCAUAAUGUGAAAGAAAUUCAAACAAUACCAUACUUUCUGAUUCUGUUUCUUGCUCUGAUGAAGCAUGGGGAGUUCAUACAUGAAAUGCUUUUUCACCACUUUAUUCGCCUUUCAGAAAGGCAGCAAUAUGACUUUAUGUGUUAGUUGAAAAUAUCAGCCUUCUUCACAUAUCACUUUUUUUUGCUAAUUAUGUCACAACUGAAAAUGAGCGGUGAGGUGAAAUACGUUUGUUUGCUGAUGAGUGUUUUUAUAAUGGGGAUGGUUCGUCUGACCGACAGAACGGGAAGGAUAAACUGUUGAAGUACUCUGUUUACCUUGAUGCACCUUCAACACGAGGUAGCUCUGAUCACGUGUCCUUGUUUGAUCAUGGCUGAUGGAAGUGUUGUGAAAACUUUGUCGUGUUACAUGUUUUACCUUCAUAUGUUGUGAUCAGCUGAGGUUCUUGAAUUAUAAGUGAAUGUGACCCUACAGUAUAACACUAACUUAUCAUGAACGCUGCACCAUGUCUGCCGCCGGGCUGUUUCCUGAUUCACACGGCGACCAUGCUGAACUGUACCUUUUUAAAAAAAAAAAAAAAACUGACUGAGAGGUUGAGCCAGCAAGUGUGUGUGUGUGUGUUGUGCUGUAUACAGGCUUUCAUUGUUUGCUUCAUUGACCCGAGCCAGAGGCUGCUUCAUCAGCGGAAGCUAAUAUACCAUCUGCGAUCCUGUUGAAUGAAGAGUCCUUGAUGGAGCCGUUUGUAGUUUUCUUGUUUAUCAGCUUCAAAGAGAUCCUCUCCGCUUGUCUACAGCAUUGACAAAGAUCUCUUUGUGGUUUUGGAGAUGUGGCGUUGGUCACGGUGAGGGCUGAGCAGAAGCUUUAACUCCUCCUCUAUUGACAGAUUGACAGAGUCUGUUCCAGCUGAGGGUUUCUCUCAGUCUUUUCAUCACGGUCCCAUUGAGGGAAUCCAGCUCCAGAGAUGGGCCAGCUCUGUCUUUUCAGUAACCCUGGCAGGCUGGUUCAGUUCAUCUCGCGUUGCUGGUCAGAGCAAUAAUUUGUUCCAUGUUGGAACAUGAGGCUGAUGCUCACCUUGUAUACAUUUGGAGUAUUGGUUCUCAACCUCCUUAUGCCCCCUGUUUUUUUAAAAAAAACAUGUAAUUCAGUGGUUUAUACUUUUUUUUUUUCAUUAUCACAUUCCAGAAAUGAUCUUUCAUGAUCUUAUAGCCUGUACUGUUUUGUCUUGACCGCCCCCAAAGAUGUUGUCUGGGUUGGUUUAAAAAAGUGCCGAAGUAUUGCAUUUGAAGGACAAAAACUUUAAACUUGAAAUGGGGCCUUAAAGAAAUGUGAUUUUCUCAAACUUACUGCAACAAAGUGACUGACUCAUUUCAACAGUUCAACACUUCUGAAUGACCUUACUGUCUCCAGUGAAACCUGUUGAUACUGACUGGUCUAUUUACCUGUCAGCAAACAGAAACUCUGAAGGUGUUUGCUUUCCCGGUGUACGUUAAAUGUAAAAGGGAAUGUGCACAACACACACCACUGUAUAAAAUGCCUUGGAUGUGGAGCCAUUCACAGAUGUGUACCAGCAUUAGCUAAAUGAGUCGUUUGUGCAGCGUAUCACUCUACUGAAUGUCAAAGACAGCAAAAGUAUUGCACACAUGCAGCAACACAUCCCAGUAGUGUUUUCUUCCUGAUUGUAAUGUAAAUCAAGAGCAUUGACAGAAUAACAAAGAAGUCUUCACAUUCACUCAUGUGAAACACUGUAAGAGAUGUCAGCAAAUGUACACAUGAACUCAAUAGCAUGAGCAACUGUUAGUUUCACUGUACUGCCAUUGUAAAAUAAUAAAACAUUG